Ascochyta rabiei is the source of this 729-nucleotide messenger RNA. RefSeq lists its product as uncharacterized. The record is from RefSeq and is a predicted model, not a curated record. The coding region runs from base 1 to 729 and encodes 242 amino acids. NCBI's taxonomy places the organism in Eukaryota, Fungi, Ascomycota, Dothideomycetes, Pleosporales, Didymellaceae. The transcript is spliced from 2 exons.
AUGAUCUUCACAAACGCCCUCGCUCUCGUCCUGACUCUUGCGCCUGCCACUCUCUUCGCAGCACCUACAAAGGCUAUCGACUCGAUAGCGCUCAUCUUUCCAAGGAAUGGAGUGUCUCCUCGCAUGAUCGACCAAGUCGACAACGCUAGUGCCAAAUGCGAUCUCUCCAAUGCUGCUCUUCCUUUAGAAGCAUCGGGUCUUCCAGCCGUUGGCUCCAAUCUCAAACUAUCCCACAUCGCUGUCGGCCGUGGCGUUCAAAACUACACCUGCGCAACAGCAGCCGCAACAGAGACACCCAAGGCAGUUGGUGCAGUAGCUUCACUUUUCAAUGCAACAUGCGAUGGAGUUCGGGCGCCUGCCGUGCUCGCCAGCGUGACAAAGAUCGCUCUUGGUUACGCCAUCCCCACUAACAAGCUUGCUGAGGGCAGACUGUCCGGUCACCACGAGUUCACCGAGAAGGGCAUACCGUUCUUCAAGCUGCAGACCGACAAGGUCGACUUUGGCUCUGUCCAUGUCAAUGUAACGUCGAAGAUGGUCGCGCCAAAGGAUGCUAGCACCGGGUCCAAUGGGCUCGGUAGCGUUCCGUGGCUGAAGUUAGUCCACCUCGACGGUGACUACCAAGAAGUGUACCGCAUAAACACAGCUGGAGGUGUGGCACCCAAGACGUGCGAGGGCGUCCAAGGUAGCUUCAGCGUCGAGUACGCAGCCGAGUACUGGUUCUACGCAUGA